UUAAAGAAAUUUUUAAUAUUUAUUAAUUAUUAUUAACAUUUUGCCUGCAUUUGUGAUAUAAUUAAUAUACAAAUUAUAAUGCCAGUGUAUGAAAAAUAAAUAUGGAUAAAGAUAAAAGUAAUGAUAAUGAGCUGAAGAGUGAAAGCGUUGAUAGCCUUACAGAUGUAACUUCUAGUUCAACUACAACAAGUGUUUGUGAUUCUAGAGAUUCUUCUCAGAGCACCCCUGAACGAUACACAUCCAUAAAUAAAUAUGAAGAACAGUGGCACAAAAUCUAUGAUUUUUAUGAUGAUAAUUGGACAGAACUCAGAAGAAAAGCAGUUGUAGGCCGGCUUAGAUCUUCUCGUUUUCGUAGUGUAUGCUGGAGAGCUUUAUUAGGAGUAUUGCCUCAGCAAACAAGCCAAUGGCUAGAUACAAUUAGAGAACAAAGAGAAAGAUAUGCUGGUCUAAAAAGUGAAAUGAUUUCAGAUCCUCGACAAAAUAAAAUUUUGGAUGAUGACCCAUUAUCUAGAAACGAUGAGAGUCUUUGGAAUAAACAUUUUUGUGACCAGGAGCUAAUAGGUGUUAUAAAACAAGAUGUUGUUAGAACUUUUCCAGGAGUUGACUUUUUCCGGAGAGAAGAUAUUCAGAAUAUUAUGAUAUCUAUAUUGUUUUGUUAUGCAAGAGAACAUCCUGAUAUGUGUUAUAGACAAGGAAUGCAUGAAAUUUUAGCACCUUUGUUAUUUGUUCUAUAUAGUGAUCAUCAGUCAAUGUUACAUGUAAAAGAUCAGGCACUGAUUAACGAUGUUAUAAUAGAAAUUUUAAAUCCACAAUAUCUAGAAGCAGAUUCAUUCACAUUAUUUACACACAUUAUGUCUAGUAUAGAAUGCUGCUACAGAAUUCACGAUAUGAUCCCAACAACUGGGGGAUACUUUCCAUUGGUUACUAAAAUCCAGUCUGAUGAAGUCCAAGACUAUCGACCUGAAAAUGAAGUUGUGACGCAAUUAAAUUGGAUUCGAAUAAAUUUACUUUCUAAAUAUGAUCCUGAACUUAAGCAACAUCUUGAGAAGCUAGACAUACCACUUCCUCUGUUUGGCAUACGGUGGUUGAGAUUGCUCUUUGGAAGAGAAUUUGCACUCUUAGAUCUUCUUGUUUUGUGGGAUGCCAUAUUUGCAGAAGGAGAUAAUUUUGGGCUUGUAAAUUUUAUUGUUGUAGCUAUGCUUAUGGCCAUUCGUGAUGAAUUGUUAGUAGCAGAUUACACUACUUGUUUAACAUUAUUGAUGCGAUAUCCACCGGCUGUUGAUAUAACAUAUAUUAUUGAGCAUGCACUACAUUUAAUGCAUCCAAAGCUCUACGCUUUGCCCACGGCUACUUCUUAUAUAACCCUGCCAACAACUAUGAGUCAAACACCAACAACAAUAGUAAAUAAAGAAACCAUUGCGAGUAUAAGGCGAAAUUCCUUAUUCGACAGAACUUCGUCUACAAGGAGGAAUAAUAGCACUACUGGUGAUCAAAAAGGGGUUCUCGAUGGUUUCUCAAUAGAGGAAUACAAUAGUGUUCGAUCUGAGCUUCAACACGCUUAUUCAGUUAUGUCAUUGAGUAGAAUUAAAUUAUUACAGUAUUUAUCAAUUUUAAGAAAAAAUUUACCAUCUGGUUCUUCUCGGGAGGCAGUUCAGGCUUUGGAUGGAAUACAAGAGUUAUGUUCAUUGUUAAAACAUAGCAAUAAUAGCGUGGGCAGCUCAUUAAGCGAUUCCUAUAUCGAACGCGCUUAUGAAGCAGACGAAAAAUAUGUGAGGGCUAUGGCGCAAAAGGAUCGCAAUACUUCUUCCCCAUCAAAGUCUUCUUCAAAGUCGGUUUUUUAUGUUGAACAUGGAUCGACUAGUCCUGUGAAGCAGAACUCCUCCAAAUCUCCUCAUAGGAUUCCACAGAAAGCGGAAGUUCCAAUGAAAAUAUUUAAUGAGCAUCUGGCUGUGAAAUAUGAAAACACCAAAGGUGUACCACUCGAAGAUCCAACAGGAUUAAGGCCCAGAAAAUGUAUGCAGAGCACAUCUCGUGAGUGGUUCUAAAGCAUAAAAUUAAUGAUAGCGUGAUAUUAAUUUUAUUAUUUUACUAAAUAUGAGUUGAGUUUAAAGAUCGCGCAUUACUUACAUCAAUAAAAAUUGUCUAAAGGGUUUAUAAGUUUAUUUGCAGUGCAAAAUAACUAUAAUAAUUAAAAAUAUGUUAAUAAUUUAUAACGAUUUAAGUAAAGUAAAAAUUAUAGUUAUUUCCAUUGAAUGAGGGGUAGAGUGUUAGCCAGCAACAGGAAUAUCAAAUAAAAUUAUAAACAAUUUAUACAUCUUUUAUUGGUGUAACGUUCAUCUUUGAACUCAACCCAUAUUAUGUAUAU
Ctenocephalides felis (cat flea) is the source of this 2365-nucleotide messenger RNA. RefSeq names its product TBC1 domain family member 5-like. Gene Ontology annotation, molecular function: GTPase activator activity. The transcript has 15 exons. Bases 102 to 2045 code for a protein of 647 amino acids. The record is from RefSeq and is a predicted model, not a curated record. Gene Ontology annotation, biological process: activation of GTPase activity. Lineage: Eukaryota; Metazoa; Arthropoda; Insecta; Siphonaptera; Pulicidae.